Messenger RNA from Anopheles marshallii, 558 nucleotides. RefSeq names its product vesicle-associated membrane protein 2. The record is from RefSeq and is a predicted model, not a curated record. Gene Ontology annotation, cellular component: plasma membrane; SNARE complex. The coding region runs from base 1 to 558 and encodes 185 amino acids. Gene Ontology annotation, molecular function: SNAP receptor activity; syntaxin binding. Gene Ontology annotation, biological process: vesicle fusion; vesicle-mediated transport. The transcript is spliced from 5 exons. NCBI's taxonomy places the organism in Eukaryota, Metazoa, Arthropoda, Insecta, Diptera, Culicidae.
AUGAGUGGAGAACAGCAACCAGAGUCGGCCCCAGAUGGUCUUGCACCGGGAGCAGCGGCGGGUGGCGAACCGGGAGCGGACGGAAUCGUCGGAGGACCACGGACGCCUCAGCAGAUUGCGGCACAGAAGCGACUGCAGCAAACCCAGGCACAGGUCGAUGAGGUUGUGGAUAUCAUGAAGACGAACGUCGAGAAAGUGCUGGAAAGAGAUCAAAAGCUGUCAGAACUGGACGAUCGAGCCGAUGCGCUGCAGCAGGGUGCAUCGCAGUUCGAACAGCAAGCCGGCAAAUUGAAGAGGAAAUUCUGGCUACAGAAUCUAAAAAUGAUGAUAAUAAUGGGCGUUAUUGGUCUCGUCAUACUCGCAAUUAUUGUAGCGAAAUUCAUGCCUGCAGAUCAACCGCAGCAGCCUAUGAUGAUGAUGGGCGGCCAGCCGAUGCAACAGAUGCCGAUGCAGCAGAUGCCGGCCGCACCACCGGCCCAACCAGCAGCCCCGGCCGCCCUGGUACAGGACGUUUCGGCACUGCUAACCGGUGGCGGUUCACAGCUGAUCAAGAACUAA